AUGUCGAAAUCGGAACCGCCUUCUCAAGAGCUACCCAACGGUACCACUACCAGUAGGAGUGCGACCGUUCCCGUGCUAGAACAACUGCAAACAGGUGCGCAAGUAAUUGUUGGAAACCAUCGGGUAGAGAUCAUCGGAUACCUGGCUGAGGGCGGAUUCGCACAGAUAUACGUGGUGAAGUUUGUGGAGUAUGCGAAUGAGCUAGAAAAACAACCGGCAAUCACGCUUGCGGUGGGUGAACGGGCAUGUUUGAAGCGGGUUUUGGUGACAGACGAAAACGGGCUCAACGAAAUGCGCAAUGAAGUGAGCGUGAUGAAACAGCUUUCCGGAAGCCCCAAUGUGGUGCAAUACUAUGACUCGCAUGCAUCUCGGUCGCGGGACGGCGGAUUGGGGUUUGAAGUAAUGCUAUUGAUGGAAUUGUGCCCGAACAACUCGCUACUGGAUUACAUGAAUCAGCGGCUGGUCACGAAACUUUCAGAAGCUGAGAUUGUCAAAAUCAUGUUUGAUGUGAGCCGUGCGCUAGCACAAAUGCACUACUUGCCUGUCCCGCUCAUACAUCGCGACAUCAAGAUCGAGAACGUUUUGGUGGACGCAGAGAACAAUUUCAAGCUGUGCGAUUUUGGGUCCACUUCCACUUGUUUGCCAGUUGCCAAUACGCACCAGGAGAUUGCAAUUCUGACCAAUAACAUAUACAUUCACACAACGCCGCAGUACCGGUCGCCGGAAAUGAUCGAUCUGUACAGGUGUCUUCCCGUGGACGAAAAAUCGGACAUUUGGGCGCUGGGCAUUUUCCUGUACAAAUUGCUGUUCUACACCACGCCCUUCGAGCUAACAGGUCAGUUCGCCAUUUUGCAUUCCAAGUACGAAUUUCCUGUCAACAACUACUCAUCAAAGCUGAUAAACUUGAUCAUCAUUAUGCUAGCUGAAAACCCCAAUUUGAGACCCAACAUCUACCAGAUUAUGGACAUUUUGUGCUCGAUUUUGAAGGUUCCAAACCCAAUACAAGAUAAAACCCAGCAGGGACCUUACCGGUUCGACAAAUACGCGCAGUACCAGUCGAAAUUACAGAAAAUACAGUACCAAAUGUAUAUGUCCUACGAAAACAAGGACCGUACUGAUACCCUCAAUGACUUGUUUAUCAAUUGCUUUGAGAUUGCCCCCAAACAGUCCGUUAAUAUGGGGCGCAAGAGCAGUACCUUCUCAGAGGCCUCCGAAACCUCAAAAAAGAGCAACGUGCAAGAGUCUUUGGCGACUAUGAGCCAAAACAAGUCGGUCGGGGAAGAAGACAUAGGCCUUGUGCAACAGCAAUUUCCAUCGGUAGAGGAUUUGGACACCUAUCUUCAUGAUGGAGGAAAAAGGGAUAGUGGCACGAAUAAUUCAAACACAACGGCUAGCGUUGGCGCUAGUUCGCGCUCAUCCAGCAAGAUCGACUUGGCAAGGCCGGUAGAUGAUAUGAAACAGCAGACACAAGAUGUGCCGCCAGUUGCGGGUGCCUCGAAAAUUACCCGCGACCCCACGGCGCGAUCUACCGUUUCAACAAAGCAGCACAAAUCCAAGAAUCCCUUCCCAUAUAUUCAGCAGGAAAAGUAUGGUGUCGAGGCUAAUGUGAACCCUGUUUUCAAUGCGGAAAAUCCUCAGCCAGAUGUCGAUUCUCAAUAUUUUGAGCAGUCCAAAAUUCCUAAUCCUGUGGCCCGCAUUCAGACUGAGGCGCAUCAGCAGAAACCUAACUACAACCCUGAGCAGCAAGGUGGUGUGAUGGGAUCAUAUAACACCUACUAUGGUGGAUCCUCCACGCCUGUGCCGGAUAAUACAAUCGAGAAACCAGUUCCGUCGCACUACUCGUAUCACACGCUGGGCGACAAGCCAGAGGCUUCAUUACCCCCGCAAAGACAAUUACCUCUUACUGAUCCCCAGCAAAUUCGCACUCCGGAGAAGGAAGAGCUUCUCCUUGACUUUUCACAAGCAGACAAAAAAGAAUUCCAAAAGCUGGACUUGACGUUCGACAGUGUUGAUCUUUCGACCCCACCAAAGGACGGCACCAAGGACAGCACCAAUGUAUCGGAGCAGAGUCUUGCCUCGACAGAAAGCUUCCCCGUGCAGCUACGUCGCAAAGCUCCUCUUCAAAACUCUACUUCGGGCGAAAAAUCUGCCAAGUCAAUGGAGCCCACUUCUGGGCGGCGUUCCUUAGAUCUGAAAUUCCAAGAGAUGGACUUCUCGUCCCCUCCUCUGGAUGCGAAACUUCAGAAAACCAAGACCGCCACGAACCAUUCUCGGAGGAGUAAUGGCGGUGGUAGCAGUAGCGACCCGAAAAGAUCAUUUGCCCAUGCGAGAAAAUCGCUCGAUUUGGACCGUGCGAAACGGGAAAUGAACCCUUCCACCGAGAACACCGCAAGCAAACGCAAGUCGUUUUUCGGCAAGUUCAAGAGCUAA
Molecule: messenger RNA, 2430 nt
Organism: Lachancea sp. 'fantastica'
Lineage: Eukaryota; Fungi; Ascomycota; Saccharomycetes; Saccharomycetales; Saccharomycetaceae
Source: the annotation of a GenBank genome assembly